Molecule: messenger RNA, 935 nt
Organism: Gastrolobium bilobum
Lineage: Eukaryota; Viridiplantae; Streptophyta; Magnoliopsida; Fabales; Fabaceae
Exons: 5
Coding region: 31-726 (231 amino acids)
Biological process (GO): RNA methylation
Molecular function (GO): rRNA (uridine-2'-O-ribose)-methyltransferase activity
Source: RefSeq, a predicted model, not a curated record
CAUAGAUUUGGGUGCGGAGUGAAUGGAGAAAUGGGUGUGAGUGGAGUACCUGAUUUCUUCUACAAGGAGGCUCAACGCCUUGGCUAUGUGGCUCGCUCUGCCUUCAAGAAACAGUACAAGCUAAUAAAGGGUGGUUCUUCUGUUCUUGACUUGGGUUGUGCUCCUGGUGCUUGGCUUCAAGUCGCUUGUCAGAGCCUCGGUCCCAUCCAAAAUGGUGGCUUCGUUCUCGGCAUUGAUCUCAAGAAAGUGAAGGUUCCUCCUCUUCAUUGUGAUUCAAGGGUUCAAACCAUCUCUGCUGAUGUCAUGACCCUCCCUCAACACCAACUCAGAGCUCUUUCUCCACACCAAAAAGGGUUCUCUGUGAUACUUUCGGACAUGUGUCCAUCGAUUUCGGGAAUCACAACUAAAGACGCAGCUUUGUCGGUUGAGCUAGGGAUGCGAGCAUUGGAUUUGGCUGUUGGCAGAGUUGCAUCUGUUUAUGAUGAUGAUAAUGAUGGUCAUGAGAAGCAAUGUGAUGAACAAUCCAGUUCGGAUGAGAGUGGGUUAUUGCAAGUUGGAGGGAACCUUAUUAUAAAGCUUUUGGAGAGUGAAGAUGCCAAAGAAAUCAGCCAGAUUUCUAAACCAUUCUUUAGAAAGUCAUCGUGGCUGAGACCUAAAGCCACAAGGCCUUCAUCAAGAGAGAUCUAUUUGAUAUGUCAAGGUUUAAAGCCAGAGGCUAAGAUAUAGAUUGUUAUAUACACACAAGAUAUUCCUUAUCCGGGUGAAUUAUAGGAAUGACUAGAAUACAAAUGUGUAACCACAAUGUAAUGGUUUUUUAGUUUGUGCAAUUCUCUUGGGCUACAAACGCCCAAUUUGAUGUUAAUUGGUGCAUGUCAAACGGUUUCUAGUUUUUUUUCAUUUUUGUUGUUAUGUACAUAUAACUCGUUUCCAAAGUU